AUGACCGAGCAGUCCAGCCAACGCUUCCCGAACCCCUACAGCAACUGGUCCGCCGAGGAUCCAGCCCAUCCCAGCUUCGUGGUACACGGCACUGAUGACACGCCAGGCCCCAAAGCCUACUUCAUCUACAUGGAAGCCGCACCAGGCCAUGAAGAGGAUGUGCAGUCCUUCAUGCGCGACAUCAACACCGGAGUCAACAAGGAACCAGGGACGGGCCUGUGGUUCGGUACGCGCUUCUCCAAGAGCAGCUUCGCAAUCUUUGAGGCAUUUCCAGACGCAAAGAGACGCCACGAUCACGAUGAAGGACCUGGUGGGCUCAACUUUUCCCGCGUGGAGGAGCUGAGGAAGUGGUUCGCCCAACCAGCGCAGAUCUAUCGGCUGGAUGUCAUGCAUGGCAAGUUUACGACCAUGUUUGGAAAGGAAGUCAAAUCCCUGGCAUGA
Messenger RNA from Cyphellophora europaea CBS 101466, 441 nucleotides. RefSeq lists its product as uncharacterized. The transcript has a single exon. Lineage: Eukaryota; Fungi; Ascomycota; Eurotiomycetes; Chaetothyriales; Cyphellophoraceae. The record is from RefSeq and is a predicted model, not a curated record. Bases 1 to 441 code for a protein of 146 amino acids.